Rangifer tarandus platyrhynchus (Svalbard reindeer) is the source of this 2262-nucleotide messenger RNA. NCBI's taxonomy places the organism in Eukaryota, Metazoa, Chordata, Mammalia, Artiodactyla, Cervidae. The record is from the annotation of a GenBank genome assembly.
AUGUCAAAGUUUCCAUGGGAGCGGACAGAGGCGAGCAAGCAGCUGGGGGAGAGAGUGACGCGGCCGGCAGGCCUCCCUGCCAGGCCUUGUCUCUGCUGGGACCUUCAGAGGCCCCUCCGACCUGAAAGCACGCCCGCGGACGCCAUGCGGGGGGUUUUGACGGCCCUGUCUUCGCUGCCACCGCCUCUGCUGCUCCUGUUGCUGCUGCUGGGGUGCGGGCCGAGGGCGGCUGCCAGCGGUGGGGCCGCCGGGGCAGCGGGGUACCCGCCGGUGCAGUACGUGCAGCCCAUGCACAAGGGACCCGUGGGGCCGCCGUUCCGCGAGGGCAAGGGCCAGUACCUGGAAAUGCCUCUCCCACUCUUGCCGAUGGAUCUGAAAGGAGAGCCUGGACCCCCUGGAAAGCCUGGACCACGGGGCCCCCCCGGCCCUCCUGGCUUCCCAGGAAAACCAGGCACCGGAAAACCUGGGCUCCACGGGCAGCCUGGCCCCGCCGGGCCCCCUGGCUUCUCCCGGAUGGGCAAGGCUGGUCCCCCGGGGCUCCCAGGCAAGGUUGGACCUCCAGGGCAGCCGGGGCUUCGGGGGGAGCCAGGGAUACGAGGGGACCAGGGCCUCCGGGGGCCCCCGGGGCCCCCUGGCCUCCCUGGGCCCUCAGGCAUCGCUGUCCCUGGAAAGCCAGGCCCCCAGGGGGUGCCGGGGCCCCCAGGAUUUGGGGGGGAGCCAGGGCCCCAGGGAGAGCCUGGGCCCCCAGGUGAUCGAGGCCUCAAGGGCGAAAAUGGAGUGGGCCAGCCAGGGCUACCUGGAGCCCCAGGGCAGGGGGGUGCCCCAGGGCCCCCGGGUCUCCCUGGUCCAGCUGGUUUAGGCAAACCGGGUUUGGAUGGGCUUCCUGGGGCCCCUGGAGAUAAGGGUGACACUGGGCCUCCUGGGGUGCCAGGACCCAGGGGGGAGCCUGGGGCUCUGGGCCCAAAGGGGCCCCCUGGGGUGGAUGGUGUAGGGGCACCAGGGUUAGCAGGGUUGCCAGGGCCACAGGGCCCACCAGGAGCCAAAGGGGAGCCAGGGACCCGGGGCCCCCCUGGCCUGAUAGGCCCUACUGGUUAUGGGAUGCCAGGCCUGCCAGGUCCCAAGGGGGACAGGGGUCCAGCUGGGGUCCCGGGGCUCUUGGGGGACAGGGGCGAGCCAGGUGAGGAUGGGGAGCCAGGGGAACAGGGCCCACAGGGUCUUGGGGGGCCCCCUGGACUUCCGGGGUCUGCAGGGCUCCCUGGCAGACGUGGGGUCCCUGGGCCUAAGGGGGAGACAGGGCCUAUAGGACCCCCAGGAGUGCCUGGCAUUCGGGGUGACCAAGGGCCUAGUGGCCUGGCUGGGAAACCUGGGCUCCCAGGAGAGAGGGGGCUUCCAGGGUCUCAUGGACCUCCUGGACCGACUGGGCCCAAAGGUGAGCCAGGUUUCAUGGGCCGCCCUGGAGGACCAGGGGUGGCAGGAGCCCUGGGGCAGAAGGGUGACUUGGGGCUCCCUGGACAGCCCGGCCUGAGGGGCCCUUCAGGAAUCCCAGGACUCCAGGGUCCGGCUGGCCCUAUUGGGCCCCAGGGUCUGCCAGGCCUGAAGGGUGAGCCAGGCCUGCCGGGGCCCCCUGGAGAGGGGAAAAUGGGGGAACCUGGUGUGGCUGGGCCAACAGGGCCUCCUGGGGUCCCAGGUUCCCCAGGACUCACGGGCCCUCCUGGGCCUCCUGGCCCCCCCGGCCCCCCCGGAGCCCCGGGGGCCUUCGACGAGACUGGCAUCGCCGGCUUGCACCUGCCCAACGGUGGCGUGGAGGGAGCUGUGCUGGGCAAGGGGGUGAAGCCACAGCUGGGGCUGGGGGAACUGUCGGCCCAUGCCACGCCCGCCUUCACCGCUGUGCUCACCUCGCCCUUCCCCGCCUCGGGCAUGCCCGUCAAGUUUGACCGGACUCUCUACAACGGCCACAGUGGCUACAACCCGGCCACGGGCAUCUUCACCUGCCCCGUGGGCGGGGUCUACUACUUCGCCUACCACGUGCACGUCAAGGGCACCAACGUGUGGGUGGCCCUCUACAAGAACAACGUGCCAGCCACGUACACCUACGACGAGUACAAGAAGGGCUUCCUGGACCAGGCGUCCGGCGGCGCUGUGCUGCGGCUGCGGCCCAACGACCAGGUCUGGGUGCAGAUGCCCUCGGACCAGGCCAACGGCCUCUACUCCACCGAGUACAUCCACUCUUCCUUCUCGGGAUUCUUGCUGUGUCCCACAUAA